AUGUCUGGUUCCAUACCACUGUGCAUUUUUUUCAUAGUGGUAUUUCACUUAGCAGUUUCUCAAGAUGAAUUUACUGCCUCUUACUGUGUGUACUUUCCAAGUAUAGCUCAGAAUUGCGAAGAUGAAGGAGGUGCACUAUGCGAGAAUAUUUUUAAACAUAAUUCAGCUAGUGAAUUUUCCACUGAAGAAACUACACGUGGCUCCAGUGUAGGCACAACAGAAGCGUCUACUAGAAACACUGAUUCAGAAUAUACUGCUGAAAACAGCAAAGAUAUUCAAGACUCUACAACAGCUGACUUUAGUGAAAUCACCAGUAAUGCGUUCACGAGCACUGCUUCCGAAUCUGAAACCUCUACGAUCAAAAACACCCAAAGCUUUGUUACAUUCUCUGCAACACAAGUUCCAGAGAAAUGUGUCAAUAAGAGCUAUCAAGGUUUUAUUAAACUGUGCAAAAAAACUUGCUUCGCUUGCUGUUUGAAUGAAAAAAAUAAAUGUGAAGAUAACCCAGACUAUGCGGCUCUCUGCAAAUCUUAUUCGAAAGAGUUGUGUAGCAGUACAAAUCCACUUUAUCAGACAAUAGCACGCGAAAUGUGUUCUAUGACUUGCGGUACGUGCCUAGCUACGAGGGAAUGUAUUGACAAAGAUUUGCACGUUUGUACCAAAUUAUCAGCGAAAUACUGCGAUGAUCCUAAAUAUAAGUCGUUCAUGGCUGAAGAAUGUCCAAAAACAUGUGGACUUUGCUACAAGCCAAGUGAGCAACAGAAUUGUCUUGAUUUAUGUUGA
This is a messenger RNA of Enterobius vermicularis (human pinworm), 783 nucleotides long. The record is from the annotation of a GenBank genome assembly. NCBI's taxonomy places the organism in Eukaryota, Metazoa, Nematoda, Chromadorea, Rhabditida, Oxyuridae.